AUGCCUUCCUACAAGUCGUUGUUACCCUCUUUGGCCCUCCUGGCCCUGGCACAUGGCCGAACAGUGGCAAGAGUUCAACCUGUGGCAGCGCGGGAGCCCCCCAGCUCCAGAGACACCACGGAGUUCAUCACGAGCACAGCAGAAAUCACAACUUUAGACGCCACUACUGGCUCAUCGGCGGUAGUGAUUUUAGACUAUGGGUGGAGUGUGGAGGGCAUACCAGCUUUCGACGUCGUCAGCGUGGAGGGCGAUACGUCGACCUUCGAGAUCACAUACGGCGAAAGUAAAGCUGCUCUCGAUUCGUACAUGAGCGAUGGCCCGCUGCCGCUGGCUGCAGCUAUGGAUACUUUUCGUGUCAAUCGUUACAACAUCAGUGGACCCGGCAAGGUAUCCAAUCGUCUUGUCCAAGGCGCUUUCAGAUACCAGAAGCUCAACCUCUCUUCGCCUGGGGUCCUCUCAGUGAGGAACGUCGGCGCCCGCCCUACCAUUCACACAACCGCCUUGACCGAAUUGCCGGGAUUUUUUGAAAGCUCCGACAAGACUAUCAACGAUAUCUGGAGUGUUGGCGCACGAACUAUCCAGAUGACUGAAAUCCCAGCAGACACGGUCCCCGAUUUCUGGGAAGUCACUCCGGAAGGCGCUCUCGUGGAUAGCUUGGCUCCGCAGAGCCUCGGAUCUGCCGCAGCCGCACAGUCUCUAAUGUAUAGUCUUCAAUUCAGUGUCAAGCCUGUCGUUGGCGGCUUUGGAUUUACUGUCCUGGCAGACACCCUGAGCUCUGGUAUCUACUUCUCGUGCGAUAUCUCCAGCGGGAAGAUCACGGCGCACGCGGGAUCAACAAGCGAGAACCUCCUGCUGCAGGCUUUCGACCUGCCCAAGAAUAUAACUCUUGCCCUCGGCUCAUGGAGCACAGUUACUGCCACCGUGGCAGUGACAGAUAUCAGCGUCUCUAUCAACGGUGUACAGGUGGUACAGAUGUCACAGACCACUAGAUUCUUCGGCUCCUUUGGCCUCGGAGCAUCGUUUGGUCAUCGAGCGAUCUUCAAGGAUCUGUCCGCUGUAUCUGCUGAGGGACAAGAGAUCUACUCUCAUCCUCUGACAGACAGCUCGUUUUUGGCAGACUUCUUCAUGGGCACCAAUCCAGCAAGCACCAUAGUAGACGGCUCGCGCCGAGACCGCAUCGCUUAUACCGGAGAUCUUGAUGUUGCUGGUGGCGCUGCCCUGGUGAGCACCCAUGGCCUCGAGUAUAUCAUCGGAUCACUUGACCUGCUUGGGUCUUAUCAAACUACCCCUGGCUUUUUCAUCCCGACGGCCAAGAUUCAGCAGGCUCCUCUCAGUCAAGAGCUCAAUAUCAACGUCACCGGGUUGAUCGGAUAUUCGUUCAACUUUGUCACUGCAGUUGCUUCAACCUACCUGCACACUGGUGAUGUCGGCUUCGCGCAAAAGUGGGCACCCAAGGUUCAAAAGAUGCUGGACUGGGCCGACUCCCAAACACUCGAGAACGGAUUGUUCAACGUAUCAGAGGCGUCGUUUGCUGGGGACUGGAACUACUACGAUCCUGCCCAACCCGGCGUAUCGACCAAGUUCAACGUUCUUUAUGCCUAUUCCCUGCAAGAGUCUUUGACGCUCCUCGCGGAUGGUGGUGUGGACGCCAAGAUAUAUCAGGAGCGACUCGAUUCUCUGCGCGAUGCCAUCGACAGUCAACUCUGGAGCGAUGAUCUACAAGCCUACUACUUCUCAGCUGAUUACACCAAUGGCUUCGGCCAGGACUCCAACGCGAUCGCCAUCUUAGCUGGGGUGAACAAGAAUCCCGCUCACUCCUCCGAGAUCAUUCUGUCAACGUUGUCGAAAGACCUUGGAAGACCUGCAGGACCAAUGGCUUUCUCCAGUGGGAUAAUCGCAUCAGGCUUCCAGCCGUACAUCAGCCCUUACGCAUCGGCGUACCAUCUCCGCGCCGCGCUAGCUUCUGGUAACAGUGAUGCUUCACUAGAACUCCUACGAAGCUUGUGGGCCCCGAUGGCAGACACCAACAAUGCCAACUACACUGGCUCGUUCUGGGAAACCCUGAAUGAGGAGGGACGGCCGGGGUUGGGGCUCAGUACAAGCUUAUGCCACGGCUGGGCGGCCGGCCCAACCGCCGAGCUAACAAAGUACGUGCUUGGCGUGAUGCCCACGCACCCCGGUUGGUCCGAAUUCAGUGUUGCUCCUCUCACACUGGGGCUCAAGUCAGCCAAGGGCCGUGUCCCACUUGUAGAGGGACAAGUCAACGUGGAGUGGAAGUUCAGCUGUGGUGGCCUCUUGACCAUGGUUGUGGAGGCGCCGACUGGCACCAAGGGCACAGUGACACUUCCAAGACCACUGGUUACAUCCAUCGAUGAUUCUGUGUUUACAGUCAAUGGCCAAGCUGUCAAUGCGACGACCUUUGAGGUUGUAGGAGGGUCAACAUUCAAUCUACAACAGCACCACAAGGUGUGA
Molecule: messenger RNA, 2472 nt
Organism: Neoarthrinium moseri
Lineage: Eukaryota; Fungi; Ascomycota; Sordariomycetes; Amphisphaeriales; Apiosporaceae
Exons: 2
Coding region: 1-2472 (823 amino acids)
Biological process (GO): carbohydrate metabolic process
Source: RefSeq, a predicted model, not a curated record